This is a messenger RNA of Mycotypha africana, 1017 nucleotides long. Its product is annotated as flavin reductase like domain-containing protein. NCBI's taxonomy places the organism in Eukaryota, Fungi, Mucoromycota, Mucoromycetes, Mucorales, Mycotyphaceae. The transcript is spliced from 2 exons. The annotation marks the transcript as partial. The record is from RefSeq and is a predicted model, not a curated record. Gene Ontology annotation, molecular function: riboflavin reductase (NADPH) activity; FMN binding.
GUCACUGAAGAUGUCCGGGGUAUCAUGCGGAGAGUACCGCAACCUGUAGCAGUAGUAACAACGUCUAGACCAGUUGAUAUAAAGAGCACGCCAACACUUCUUCGACGAGGAGUGACGGUAGGAUCGUUUACCUCUGUAUGUCUUCAACCAGAACCACUUGUGUCAUUCUGCGUCCGAAUACCCUCACGUGCUUCUGAUUUGCUUCAUUCAUCGGGCUCCAUGGUAGUAAACUUAUUAGCACGCGAACAAGUACAACAAUCGAUUGCGUUUUCUUCACCGACCGCCGUCGAUCAAUUCAUUGACAUACCAUUUUACGAUGACCCUAUUACGGGUCUGCCAGUUCUUGUUGGUACGUUAGGGGCAAUGCAUUGUGACCUUUACAAAGUGGUGCCUUUGGGUGAUCACGAAUUAUGGAUUACCAGAGUCACCCGCGUGGAAGAAGGAAUAGGGGGAGAGCAUGGGCGAAGAGAAGAAGCCCAGCCGCUUUUAUAUUAUGAUCGAGGGUAUCGAAGUGUGGGAGACCAAGUCUUUAUGAACGCGUUUGCAGAAGGUGAUGAACAAACAUUAACGACAUCAUCAAGCAUCGGUACUGGUAUGAGUAGUCAUCAUCAGAAGGAGCAUAAAUGGAUGCAUCGAGCCCAUUUACGUAUGGCUUGGAAUUAUAUUCGCGAGCUGGGGCCUGUAGCCGCCGCGCCUGUCAUCAAAGAGACGCUUCAAAAACGUUUCUCACAGCAGCAAAACGGUAGCAUGAUGGCGGCUAAAAAAGGACAAGUGUAUCAUGAGACUAUCACGUCCUUCUAUAUUGCACUCAUGUCAGCCGCCAUUCGAUCUCAUCAGAGAGAACAUCAAAAACAUUCACUCGACCAUCAUUAUGAUACAGAUGAUUUUUUUGCAUUGGUGGAAAGAUUCCCUGAAUUGCUAGAUACCCAAUUGAUAGAGAGUUAUUAUUCAUCGGAAAAACUGUAUUCGGAAGAGGCUAGACACAAUUUUAUAAAGCCUGACUUGAAGCCCCUACCG